AUAAGACCUGCUCCUCACCUUCUCUCCCUCGGCACUCACCUCUCUCUCCGCCCUUCUCUCUCUCUCUCUAGACCCACAGCAACGCCGUCGACAAUGGCCGCCGGCGCCGGGCGCCUCCGCUCUCCGGGCCCCUCCCUACUCCUCCUCUUCCUCCUCCUCUCCCUCGCCGCCUCCGCCGCCACCGCCGACGACUCCGCCGUCAUGGCCGAGAUCCUCGCCGCCCUCAAGCCGUCGGGCUGGUCCUCGAGCCAGACCUACUGCAAGUGGACAGGCGUCAGCUGCGACUCCUCCUCCCGGGUCACCGUCAUAAAGCUCUCUUCCGCCUCCCUCUCCGGCGCCCUCCCCUCGGAUCUUUCCUCCCUCUCCCAGCUCCAGAGCCUCUCCCUCCAGAGCAACUCCCUCUCCGGCGCCGUCCCUUCCUUCGCCGGCCUCGCCUCCCUCCAGUCCAUCUACCUCGACACCAACAACUUCACCUCCAUCACCUCCGGCGCCUUCCAGGGCCUCACCAGCCUCCAGACCCUCAGCCUCAGCGACAACCUCGACCUCCCCUCCUGGCAGAUCCCGGCCGAGCUCAACGCCUCGACGUCCCUGACUGUCCUCUACGCCGACAACACCAACAUCACCGGCACGAUCCCGGACUUCCUCGGAACCCUCCCUAGCCUGACGAGUCUGAGGCUCUCCUACAACAACCUCACCGGGCCCCUCCCCUCCUCCUUCGGCACUUCAUCGAUCCAGAACCUGUGGAUCAACAACCAGGCGGUGGGGCUUUCCGGCGGCAUCAGCGUGUUGGCCGGGAUGACCCAGCUGACCCAGGUCUGGCUCCAGAACAACCAGUUCACAGGUCCGAUCCCCGAUCUCUCGCAAUGCACUAAUUUGUUCGAUCUCCAGCUUAGGGACAACCAGUUCACUGGGGUUGUGCCCGCCUCGCUGUGGGCACUCCCCGGCUUGAAGAAUGUGUCCUUGGAUAACAAUAAGUUGCAGGGUCCCGUCCCUAGUAGUAGCAGUGGAAUUCGCGUUACCUACGAGGGUAAUAGCUUUUGCAACAGUGCCCCGGGCCCUUGCGACCCACAGGUUACUGCGUUGCUUGAGGUGGCCGGUGCGUUGGGGUAUCCGAUCACGCUGGCGGAUUCUUGGACUGGGAAUGAUGCUUGCCAGGGCGGCUGGAGUGCCAUUUCUUGCCAGGGGAAGAAUGUGACCGCUGUUACUUUCACGAAGCGGGGGUUUAGUGGGACCAUCUCGCCUGCAUUUGCGAAUCUCACCUCGCUCCGCACGUUGCUGUUGAACGAUAAUGAUCUUACUGGGUCUAUUCCGGAAAGCUUGACUACGCUGACUCAGCUUCAAGCUCUUGAUGUGUCGAACAAUAAUCUCAACGGGUCGAUACCGGUUUUCCCAGCCUCAGUGAAGUUGACUACUACUGGUAAUCCGUUAAUUGGUAAAACGGACACUGGUGGCGGAGGCAGUGGUGGUUCAGGGACGAAUUCAACUGAUUCAUCUGGAUCGUCAAAUGGCUCUUCACUUUCAGGUGGUGUAAUUGCUGCUGUUGUCGUAGGCGUCCUUAUUUUCAUCGGGGUGGUGUUGUUUGUCUUGUACAAAUUCUGUUACAUCAACCGACGACACGGGAAAUUUAAUAGGGUAGACAAUCCGGAAAUCGGGAUGGAAGUAGCUAAGAACGGGGCUGGGAAUGGUGUGAAUGGUCAUGGUGGGCUUCCAAGUGAAUUGCAUAGCCAAAGCAGUGGGGACCAUAGUGAUUUCCCUGUUUUUGAAGGAGGAAAUGUUGCAAUUUCAAUUCAAGUCCUUAGACAAGUGACUCAUAAUUUUAGUGAAGAGAACAUUUUAGGAAGAGGUGGUUUUGGUGUUGUUUACAAAGGGGAGUUGCAUGAUGGCACCAAAAUUGCUGUUAAAAGAAUGGAAUCUGGGGCAAUGGGCACGAAGGGAAUGAAUGAAUUCCAAGCUGAGAUUUCGGUACUUACAAAAGUGAGGCAUAGGCAUUUAGUCGCACUUUUAGGGUAUUGUAUCAAUGGUGAUGAAAGGCUUUUAGUGUAUGAAUAUAUGCCACAGGGGACUCUCACGCAACAUUUGUUCGAGUGGCAAGAGAAGGGGUAUGCACCUCUGACUUGGAAGCAAAGGGUGACCAUUGCUUUGGAUGUUGCUAGAGGAGUGGAAUACCUGCACAGUUUAGCCCAACAAAGUUUUAUCCAUAGGGAUUUGAAGCCAUCGAACAUACUGCUGGGAGAUGACAUGAGAGCCAAAGUUGCUGACUUUGGUUUGGUUAAAAAUGCUCCUGAUGGGAAGUAUUCCGUGGAGACACGUUUGGCUGGAACUUUUGGGUAUUUAGCUCCUGAGUAUGCAGCCACUGGAAGGGUAACUACAAAGGUCGACGUUUACGCAUUUGGUGUUGUCUUGAUGGAGAUCAUUACCGGUAGAAAAGCAUUAGACGACAACAUGCCAGAUGAGAGGGCGCACUUGGUCACUUGGUUCCGUAGAGUUCUGAUUAACAAGGAAAACAUCCCAAAAGCUAUCGACCAGUCGCUUGACCCCGAUGAAGAAACCUUAGAGAGCAUAAUCAAAGUUGCUGAGCUGGCUGGUCAUUGCACUGCUCGGGAACCGUUCCAGAGACCGGACAUGGGCCAUGCGGUCAAUAUUUUGGGUCCCGCCGUGGAGCAAUGGAAACCAACUAGCCAUGAUGAAGAAGAAAGCUCUGGUAUCAACCUCCACAUGAGCCUUCCUCAAGCCUUGCAAAGAUGGCAAGCUGAUGAAGGCACUUCCUCCGUGUUCAACACUAUGUCCUUCUCCAAUACGCAGUCUAGCAUUCCGCCGAAACCUUUGACGUUUCCAGACUCGUUCAGUUCAACUGAUUGCCGGUGAGGAAAGUAAUGGGAAAGAAUUUGGUCUGGUUGGCCAUGUAAAGUAUUUGAUGAAGUGGGUUGCCAGUGGAUAGAGACAUCAAGAUGCUCUCAUGAAAAGUCGCUUCAAGGCUGUUGAAAUUAGACACUGCAGCUGGCUGUAUGAACUAGUGGUCAUGAUUGGUACAGUGCAAUUUUGCUUCGAUAAGUGUAUGUUUUCCUUCCAAUCCUGAGUUGAUACAAGUUCGCCACUUCUCCCCCUUCCCGCCCUUUUUGUAUAUGAUCUCCUGUUUUUUCAUUCUUGGAUUCUUUGAGGAAAUGAUUGACUUGUGGAUGCUUAUCAGAGAAAGCGAUAUUAAAUUUGCCUGAAA
Messenger RNA from Eucalyptus grandis, 3214 nucleotides. RefSeq names its product receptor-like kinase TMK4. NCBI's taxonomy places the organism in Eukaryota, Viridiplantae, Streptophyta, Magnoliopsida, Myrtales, Myrtaceae. The coding region runs from base 94 to 2865 and encodes 923 amino acids. The record is from RefSeq and is a predicted model, not a curated record. The transcript is spliced from 2 exons. Gene Ontology annotation, biological process: protein phosphorylation. Gene Ontology annotation, molecular function: ATP binding; protein binding; protein kinase activity.